Messenger RNA from Gilbertella persicaria, 1455 nucleotides. RefSeq lists its product as uncharacterized. The coding region runs from base 47 to 1276 and encodes 409 amino acids. NCBI's taxonomy places the organism in Eukaryota, Fungi, Mucoromycota, Mucoromycetes, Mucorales, Choanephoraceae. The transcript is spliced from 3 exons. Gene Ontology annotation, molecular function: phosphatidate phosphatase activity. Gene Ontology annotation, cellular component: actin cortical patch. The record is from RefSeq and is a predicted model, not a curated record.
UGUUCAAAUACAGCAAGUCAAGAUAAAGGGUUUUUCCCGUCUUUUUAUGUAUAAAUCAUUCAUUCAUCAUUUUGUAUUCAAUAAAAAACAUAUCACUCCUCAUGAAGAAUGUGUCUUGUUACCUGCUUAUGGUUACAAAGAUCCAAAAGAUCCCUCAGUAUGGAUAGUGCGUAUCAAAGGUUGGACUGGUUGCUUUCGACAGUCUACUACAAAGCAAAAAAUACUCCAAUACAUCACUCAAAGAAUAGCUGGUAAAGUGAAGUGCAACAAAAUAGUGCAAGGCUUGUUUGAAGAACGAUUUCAAUACUUUUUAGCGAACGGCAAAAGCAAUAGACAAGUGCAUAUCAUGAAUCAUAGGCUAAGGUCAACCACAGCCGGUCUAUUGUCUCAUCAAAUUCGCUUAAGCAAUCAAGAAGAGGAUCGUUUUGUCGAGGUUUUGAAUGAUACACAUGUAGAACUGGUGAAGCCUGCUGGUAUUUCUAUUAUCAGUGAUAUUGAUGAUACAAUAAAGCAAACAGGUGUAUCUUAUGGAGCUAAAGCAAUAUUAAACUAUACAUUCUUCAAUCCGACACAAUGCAUAGAGGGUAUGGCAGACUUAUACAUGCAAUGGUAUCAUGAUGGUGCUUCAUUUCAUUAUGUGUCCAACAGUCCUAUUCAAUUGACACAUAACUUGACUAGGUUUAUACAAGAUCAUCGUUUUCCACCAGGCAGUCUUCAUUUAAAGCACCACCAGGGUGUUAUGUCUCAAUGGUUACAGGCAGCAGGUCAAUCCAAAAAAGAAUCUAUUCAAACAAUCUUGAAGGAUUUCCCUCAACGGAAAUUUAUUCUAGUGGGAGAUUCAAGCGAGAUAGACUUGGAUAUCUAUACUCAGAUAGCCAUGGAUUUCCCUGAUCAAAUCCUAAAGAUAUAUAUAAGAAAUGCCACAUCUACACCUAGCAUUGCAUUUCAUAGACAACUUUCGCCUGAAUUUACCCAAUUGUCCUUUUUUACUUGCAAUAACUUGCAUGGAUAUAUGAAAGAAGAAAUAGAUCAAGAAAUAGCGCAGCAUGAUGACAAUCAUCACAACACUGAUGAGGAAAUAGAAUAUAGACAUGCUGCUGUCACAGAUUUAGCAGGAUUUGUCAUUGAACCCUCAUUAACAGGACACCUUGACCCUAUCAAGACAUUGAAUCAAGAAUCUCUCUCUCAAGACAAAGCAAACCGUCUUUCAAAAGCACAGAAAUCCAUACCUCAUGUCAAGAUUGUCUUUUUUAAUCAUCCAACAGAAAUAACUUGAUUGUUGCAUUAAACACUGAAUGAAACUCCUACCCAAGGCCUAUUUUUUUUUUGCGGUUUUCUUUUCUUUUUUUUGUUUCUUUCUUUUAUUUAACCAUGUCUGCCCGUACUUUUUUAACUACUGGUAAAAAGAUUGUAGCUAUUGGCCGUAAUUUUAGGUACAUUAAUCAAACCAAUACA